AUGCCGGGAUCAUCCCCGCGCAGGUUGGAGGCACUCGCCCUGUGCUUCCUCGUGUUCCUGUUACCGGGCGUCUCCGGAUGUGGAGGCAACCUGACGGCUCCCUCUGGAGGUCCUGUCACGUCACCGAACUACCCAAGUAACUAUGGCAACGGCCAGAACUGCGAGUGGCUGAUCACCGUCCCGGCAGGAAGCACGAUCCGUCUCACGUUUGACAGCUUCGACGUGGAGCAAGAUUAUGACUUUCUGCGCAUCUACGAUGGAGACAGUGCAAGUGCGGCGGCGUUACAGGAGUUAACGGGUCUGCAGUCAGUCAGCCCUAUCGCCAGCACAUCUAACGUGAUGUUCCUGAGGUUCACAUCUGACAAAAGUAAAGAACGCCAGGGGUUCAGUUUCUCCUACACAAGUCACAAUCCGUCUGGUAAGGAGUACAUUGUGUUGUUCCUGUUACCGGGCGUCUCCGGAUGUGGAGGCAACCUGACGGCUCCCUCUGGAGGCCCCGUCACGUCACCGAACUACCCCAGUAACUAUGGCAACGGCACGAACUGCGAGUGGCUGAUCACUGUCCCGGCAGGAAGCACGAUCCGUCUCACGUUUGACAGCUUCGACGUGGAGCAAGAUUAUGACUUUCUUCGCAUCUACGAUGGAGACAGUGCAAGUGCGGCGGUGUUACAGGAGUUAACGGGUCCGCAGUCAGUCAGCCCUAUCGCCAGCACAUCUAACGUGAUGUUCCUGAGGUUCACAUCUGACAAAAGUAAAGAACGCCAGGGGUUCAGUUUCUCCUACACAAGUCACAACACGUCUGUAAUCCCUACAUCGCCCUUUACGACUGUGGAGAACAACACCCCACAGGCCCCCGCAAGUACGACUGUGGAGAACAGCAUUCCACAGGCCAUCACAGGAACGACUGUGGAGAACCGUACCUCACAGGCCCCCGCAAGUACGACUAUGCAGUACAACACCACACAGGACCCUGCAAGCACGGCUGUGGAGAACAGCACCCCACAGGUCACCAAAAGUACGACUGUGGAGAACAGCACCCCACAGGUCACCAAAAGUACGACUAUGGAGAACAGCACCCCACAGGCCACCACAGGUACGACUAUGGAGAACAGAACCGCGCAGGACCCCGCAACUACGACUAUGCAGUACAACACCACACAGGACCCCGCAAGCACGGCUUUGGAGAACAGCACCCCACAGGCCACCAAAAGUACGACUAUGGAGAACAGCAUGCCACAGGUCACAACAGGUAUGACUGUGGAGAACAGCACCCCACAGGCCACCACAGGCACGACAGUGGAGAACAGCACCCCACAGGCCACCACAGGCACGACUUUGGAGAACAGCACCCCACAGGCCACCACAGGAACGACUGUGGAGAACCGUACCUCACAGGCCACCACAGGAACGACUGUGGAGAACAGAAAGACUGUGGAGAACAGCACCCGACAGGCCACCACAAGUACGACUGUGGAGAACAGCACCCCACAGGCCACCACAGGUACGACUGUGAAGAAAAGUCUCUCAGAGGUCGCCACAGGUACGACUAUGGAGAACAGCACCCCACAGGCCCCCGCAAGUAUGAGUAUGCAGUACAACACCACACAGGACCCUGCAAGCACGGCUGUGGAGAACAGCACCCCACAGGUCACCAAAAGUACGACUGUGGAGAACAGCACCCCACAGGUCACCAAAAGUACGACUAUGGAGAACAGCACCCCACAGGCCACCACAGGUACGACUAUGGAGAACAGAACCGCGCAGGACCCCGCAACUACGACUAUGCAGUACAACACCACACAGGACCCCGCAAGCACGGCUUUGGAGAACAGCACCCCACAGGCCACCAAAAGUACGACUAUGGAGAACAGCAUGCCACAGGUCACAACAGGUAUGACUGUGGAGAACAGCACCCCACAGGCCACCACAGGCACGACAGUGGAGAACAGCACCCCACAGGCCACCACAGGCACGACUUUGGAGAACAGCACCCCACAGGCCACCACAGGAACGACUGUGGAGAACCGUACCUCACAGGCCACCACAAGUACGACAGUUGAGAUCAGCACCCGACAGGCCACCACAAGUACGGCUGUGGGGAACAGCACUCCAGAGGCCCCCGCAAGUACGACUGUGAAGAACAGCACCCCACAGACCUUCGCAAAUACGACUGUGGAGAACAGCAGCCCAGAGGCCACCACAGGUACAACUGUUGAGAACAGCAGCACACAGGCCCCCGGAAGUACGACUGUGGAGAACAGCACCCCACAGGCCUCCGCACGUACGACUGUGGAGAACAGCACCCCACAGGCCCCCGCAGGUACGACUGCGGAGAACAGCACCCCACAGGCCACCUCAGGUACGACUGUUGGGAAUAGCACCCCACAGGCCCUAACAGGUACGACUGUGAAGAACAACACCCCACAGUUCACCACAGGUACCACUUUGGGAAACAGCACCCCUCAGGUCCUAACAGUUCACCACAGGUACCACUUUGGGAAACAGCACCCCUCAGGUCCUAACAGGUACGACUGUUGA
Molecule: messenger RNA, 2538 nt
Organism: Branchiostoma belcheri (Belcher's lancelet)
Lineage: Eukaryota; Metazoa; Chordata; Leptocardii; Amphioxiformes; Branchiostomatidae
Product: proteoglycan 4-like
Exons: 7
Coding region: 1-2538 (845 amino acids)
Source: RefSeq, a predicted model, not a curated record